This is a messenger RNA of Pelobates fuscus (common spadefoot toad), 2954 nucleotides long. Its product is annotated as zinc transporter ZIP9-B-like. Bases 202 to 1098 code for a protein of 298 amino acids. The record is from RefSeq and is a predicted model, not a curated record. Gene Ontology annotation, cellular component: membrane. Gene Ontology annotation, biological process: zinc ion transport; transmembrane transport. NCBI's taxonomy places the organism in Eukaryota, Metazoa, Chordata, Amphibia, Anura, Pelobatidae. Gene Ontology annotation, molecular function: metal ion transmembrane transporter activity. The transcript is spliced from 7 exons.
CAAACUGCAGCUAAAUAUUUCAUUCAGUGUACUCCCUGCAAAGUCAAAGGAGCGACGUGGAAGGCUGGAGGGAGCAGCCCCCAGCUCUCUAGACUUUCCCAUAGACAUGAAGCCCAGUUAUUGGGGUCUUUCAGUCCCAGGGCGGUGUUUUCCUAAUUAACCCUGCACCCAGAUCCCCCCACAGGGCACAGAGCUCCCACCAUGGAUGGUCUGCUGGUGGUCUUCCUAAUUUCUCUUGGCAUGUUUCUGGGAUGCUUCCUUCUGGGUUUGAUUCCUCUGGCUGUAAAACUUUCAGAGCAAAAGUUGCAGUUUGUCAGUGUCUUGGGUGCCGGAUUACUGUGUGGGACCGCUUUGGCGAUUAUUAUUCCAGAAGGGAUUGAACUACUGGAUGGAUCGUCCAAGGAUGCUCCAGUGAAAUGUGUCAAUGCUGUCCAGAAAGAAAAUCUCACUGAUUCCGCAGAGGCCGGCUCUUCUAUACCAUCUCACUUCUUCAUCGGAGUCUUCCUGGUGAUGGGAUUCAUCCUCAUGUUCCUCGUAGAUCAGAUUGGGACCUACUGUUCAUAUCAUGAUCCUAGAACGGGGAUGUCUGCUGGAACAAGCAUAACUGCAACACUUGGUCUGGUGAUCCACGCAGCAGCUGACGGUGUAGCCCUUGGAGCAGCGGUAGCUUCUUCACAAGUGUCAGUGCAAGUCAUUGUGUUCUUUGCAGUUAUAUUGCACAAGGCACCUGCUGCAUUUGGCUUGGUCACCUUUCUGAUGCAUGCCGGCCUAGAGAAGAAGCAAAUUCAAAAACACCUCCUGGCCUUUUCACUGGCUGCUCCCUUGUUAACAAUUACAACGUAUUUAAUUUUAACCAUGACUGGAGGAUCAUUACAGCAUAAGCUGAGCGCAACAGGAAACGGGAUGCUGUUUUCUGCAGGGACAUUUCUGUACGUGGCCACGGUGCACGUAUUGCCUGAAAUUAGUGGCAGAGGUCACAGUCAUCACAGCAGCAGCUCGGAAUACAAGCGCCCAGGUCUGGGCCUCUUGGAAAGUAUAACCCUAGUCAUUGGAGCUGUCCUGCCUGUCUUACUUUCCCUGGGCCUCCAUGAUGGAUGACCGCUCUUUAAAGACACACCGUUCUGUUUUGAUUUUGUAGGACCAAUAGAAGGGUACAAUUAACCAGCAAAAAGAUUUAAUACAGCAGACUUUUUUUUUUUUCUUUACACCAAUAUGACAAUGCUUUGUUUCUUUUUUUGGAAAUUGUACAGUUUAAUAUUUUUUUCAUGAUAAUAGUGUGGAUUACAAACCGAGAGGUGAUAUCAUCUACAUUUUUUUUUAUUAUACUGUUAUUGGAAUCAGAACCAAGGUUAACUAAUGCUGUAGAAAUAACCAGUUUGGUUCUCCCCUCUGUCACUGUGAUGUAUUAUAGGCAGGGCCCUGCUUCCAUAGCCUGAUUACCAAGGACAUGCUGUUCUCCGCAAGAAGUAACUCGGGAAGGUAAAGAUUGGUGAUCCAAUCAACAGUGAUACAUGAGGCUCCCAGUUGUCUUAUUAUGCCCCUGUCAUGGCAGUGGUUAAAAUAAUUCACCCUGCAACUUAUUAUUAUGCAAGGUAGCAAUGGUCUGGAUAGCCCUGACCAAAAUCAUUAAUUUGGGUACAUAUUAAAAAAUACCUAUAGUUACAAUUAAUUAUACUAUGAGUAUCCACAGUCAGCAGAACACAUUUUAUAUGAAUCUCAGGUGAAAAUGCACUUUAAGCUGAUUUUUAUAUAAAAGCAUUUUUCAUGUCAUGUUUUGAGCUCAUGUUGCAUUAUUCUGUCUUACCUGGUAUUAAGGUAAGAACUAUUUUGUGAGUAUGUAUCUUAACACUUACUGUACUGAGAUGGCGCAUUACUUGACUUUUCGUGUAGUAACUUGUAACUGAAGGUUUCUCAGUAAAUCAAGCUUUUCAAUUAUUUUCAUCAUGGUAAGAGUCCGUUCGUACAGCUGGAAAACAUUGGAGUGUUUAUAGAAAUAAAGGUUCUGAGAAUUGUUAUUCUGUGCACUGUCCAUUGCUGCUGGCUGGCUUAGUUUGACAAGAUUUAUAGUACCGUAGCGAGCAAAGUUACACAGGACAGGUUAAUAGGCUGGUCCUUGAUGGACAAACGGUUUGUCUGUUUCGUCACUUGUCAGACAAAACAUGAUAUCCUGCAGUCUAUUUAAAGGAACACUGUAGGCACCCAGACCACUUCAGCUAAUUGAAGUGGCCUGGGUGCAGUGUUCCUAUUGCCCUUUGUGCUGCAAUGUUAAACAUUGCAGUUCCAUAGAAAUGGAAAUAUUUCUAUUGCAGCACUAAGUCAGUCUCUAGUGGCUUUCUCCCAGAUAGACACUAGAGGGCUUCCUGGUUUGAAACAGACCUUUGGUCCGGUAUCUGACACUGGACGUACCUCCAGCGUCAGUUUUUUCCUAAUAGGUCUAAUAUGCAUUAGAGCCCGCUCAUCCCAGAAUGGAGGAGGAGGAAGAGCUUUGACCCAGUGCCGAGGGACACGGUGCUGGGAUAAGGUAAGUAAAUAGAGGGGUUUUAAUUUACAGGGGAGGGGGCAGGCAGGGGAUAAUGAUAGUGCCAGGAAUACAGUUUUGUAUUCCUGACACUAUAGUAUCCCUUUAAUAUGCACAAAAUAUAUAUUUUGUAUCAUACUUUUCAACAUUCCACAAAUGUUACCAUGCACAUAUAAACUAACCUUUCACCUAAAAUAUGAUCAGGGCAUAUAUCUGGUCCUACAUUUUAGUGCCAAACCACAUUAUUCCCAUGCUUGCGUUAUUUUGUUCUCUCCAAUAAAAAUGCCAAUGACAAAAUAUUUAACUGGAAAUGUCACAGGUCCAUUAAGUUGACACCCUUUCAAGCUCAUCUGAAUUUAUGAAUCCUGAAGACGGUAAUAAGGAACAAAAAAGGGGGGGGAAAUGUGUGAAUAAAGAUUUUAUUUUUAACAUGAAA